This is a messenger RNA of Selaginella moellendorffii, 986 nucleotides long. Its product is annotated as UPF0603 protein Os05g0401100, chloroplastic. The record is from RefSeq and is a predicted model, not a curated record. Lineage: Eukaryota; Viridiplantae; Streptophyta; Lycopodiopsida; Selaginellales; Selaginellaceae. The transcript has 3 exons. The coding region runs from base 47 to 877 and encodes 276 amino acids.
UAAGGCGGGAAUGCCUCUUUAGCGAAGGGAAAUAUUUACAUCGGCUAUGGCGACGCUCACAUUGCCGCAGCAAGCAUCGAUCGCGGCAUCUUCAAUCCUGGGGAAGAACUCUAGAAGAUGCCGCCAAUCCUCUCCUCGAAUGCAGGUAAGUGCUAGGGCAGCAAUGCGUUCUUCCCCAGAUUCGAGAGCGGUGCCAGCGCUUCAAGCUGCGGCGGCGUUUGCUAUAGCUGGGGCGCUCCAGAUCUCAGCGGUGCCAGUGCUUCCAGCAAAUGCGAACGAAUUCAGCGUGCUGGCGAAUGGACCUCCCACGGAGAGCCAUCUCGUGGACGAUGCCGGUGUUGUGAGCCGUGUCAACAAGUCGGAUAUCAAGAAUCUUCUCACGGAUUUGGAGGAGCGCAAGGGUUUUCACAUCGACAUUGUCACUCUUCGCAAAUUGACGAGUAAAGCCGAUGCGUUCGAAUUUGCGGAUCAGCUACUGGAGAAGUGGUACCCUACUGUAGAAGUUGGCAACAACAAAGGACUCGUUUUACUCGUGACAACACAGAAAGAAGGCGCUGUCACCGGCGGCCCAGAGUUCACCAAGGCAAUCGGUGACCAGAUCCUCGAAGCCGUCGUCUCCGAAAACCUUCCUGUGCUGGCGACCGACGAGAAGUAUAACGAAGCCCUCUACAGCACUUGCAAUCGUCUGAUCGCCGCCAUAGACGGGCUGCCAGAUCCAGGCGGCCCCAAGUUCCAGGAGAACAAACGCGAAUCCAAUUUCAAGACCAAGAAAGAGACCGAGGAAAAGCGUGGCCAGUUCACGACAGUGGUUGUGGGCCUUCUCGUCAUCGCCUUCGUGGUUCCUAUGCUCCAAUACUUUGCCUACGUAAGGAAGUGAUCAACCAUGAGCGAGCUAUAGUUUCUAUCUCUUUCAAUGUCUCCUUGUUCGAUUGUAUGAUCAACCAUGCUAUAGUUUCUAUCUCUAAAUUUAGAAACCCACGAGCCUA